AUGGGAAAGGUAACACAAGUGAUAGCGCUACUAUUGUGCUCUUUAGUAGCAGCCAAGUUUGUUGAAGGACUAAAAGAUGGAUUGGGUAGCUCUAGUAGCAGCUCCAAUGCUUUUGGCAAGGCAAAGUCAGAUUUGUUUGGAAGUAAUAGUGACUCGGGAGCUACAGGAAAUAGUCGCGGUACCGGUAGUGGAAUAGCUGGGCUCUUAGGAAGUUCUGGUUUAGGAGGGCUAGGAGGUGGCCAAGGGGGCUCAAGAGGCAGUGGUGGCUCCCAAGGUGGUUCUGGGAGCGGUGGACAAGGAUCUGGCGGCAAUUCUGGAGGAUUUGGGGGUAGUCAGGGAUUUGGGGGCGCUGGUGGUAACUCUGGCGGAAGUGGAGGGAGCUCAGGAGGAUAUGGCGGCAAUCAGGGCUCUGGCGGUAGUGGAGGGAGUUCUGGUGGCAAUGGAGGGAGUUCCGGAGGAAGCCAAGGGUCAGGUGGCAGUGAAGGAAGUUUUAGUGGAGGCCAAGGUGGCAGUGGGGGGAGUUUCGGUGGAAGUCAAGGGUCAGGUGGCAGAGGGGGGAGUUUCGGUGGAAGCCAAGGGUCGGGUGGAAGCGGGGGUUCCUCUGGAGGGAACGGUGGAAACGAAGGCUCAGGUAGCUACGGGGGCAGCACAGGGGGAUCAGGUGGAAGCCAAGGGUCAGGUAGUAGCGGAGGGAUCUCUGGUGGGUUCGGCGAAAGCCAAGGAUCAGGUAAAAGUGGCGGUGGAUCUGGAGGUGGUUACGGAAGCCAAGGAGGAUUCAGUGGCAACCAAGGAGGUUCAAGUGGAAGUGGCGGUUCGGGAACCGGAGGCCAGGAAGGUUAUGGCGCAGGAAGUUUUGGUAGCCAGGGGGGUUCAAGUGGCGGAUUCGGUCAAAAUAGGGGAUUCAAAUCGAAAUACUAA
Leptosia nina is the source of this 918-nucleotide messenger RNA. NCBI's taxonomy places the organism in Eukaryota, Metazoa, Arthropoda, Insecta, Lepidoptera, Pieridae. The record is from the annotation of a GenBank genome assembly.